Molecule: messenger RNA, 1773 nt
Organism: Sabethes cyaneus
Lineage: Eukaryota; Metazoa; Arthropoda; Insecta; Diptera; Culicidae
Exons: 2
Source: RefSeq, a predicted model, not a curated record
UCUUCUUCUUCUUCUUCUUCUACUACUCCUACUACCACCACUACUUCUACUACUACUACUUCUACUACAACCACUUCUACUACAACCACUACUACUCCUACUACAACUAGCACUCCUAGUACUACUACAACUGCUCCCACUACUACUACCUCUACUACUCCUACUACCAUUACUACUACCUCUACUACUCCUACUACCCCUACUACUACUGCUCCCAUUACUACUUCUACUACUACUGCUACCUCUACUACUACUAUCCCCACUACUACUAUCCCUACUACUACUACUACUACUACUGCUCCUACUACUCCUACUACUACUACUACUACUUCUACUACUGCUCCUACUUCUACUAUUACUAACUCCACUACUGCUUCUACUUCUACUACUAGUGACCCCACUACCACUUCUACCACAACCAUUACAUCCACUACGUUACCAUCAUCAAUUUCUACACCAACAACUAGUACAACCAUUACACCUUUGCUAACUACCUCGACAACACCUGCAACCACCCUGACUACAACCAUAACCAUUGAACCUGCAACCACCUACACAGCAUCUACUACUUCUAUUCCUACAAGCACCGCUACUAGCCCCGUGACUACUAGCAUAACUUCUACAACUACAAUGUCACAGGAAUCACCAACAACAUUCGUACCUACAUCUUAUUUCACUACAACUACGAAACCUACAUUCGAAACUACUGUGACAAAACCAGUGGCUACCGUUUCUACUACUACCGUUAUAGCAACUACACCUCUUACCAGCGUGACGGCUACUAAAUCUCUAACAGUAACAACAACAACUGUUACAACUUCUAGUACUACUACAUCACGAGAAACAAGUUCUACGGCAAGUACUUCGCCUAUUCCUAUACCUUCUACAACGACUCUUCCCAUAACCACAACAUGGAUAACCACAACAUCACUAAAACCAACAAGUAGUGCACUCAACUCCGCUACGAGUACGUUUAGCUCCGGUACAACAACGAUUUCGCCGGAGCACGAAACUACAACCACAGCGUUGUCCACCCGUCGCACUAGAACAACUACUAGACGAACUACCAGAACGACAACCGAGGAAAUUACUUCUGCGGCUUCGACAACGUCUGUCGAAGUAACAGCGAGUCCAACAACCGUGUCUGAAACAACAACUCCAACUGCAACCUCGGAUACUACACUUUCCAUGUAUGAAAGUGAAACCACUAGGACAUCAGAAUCAGCUACAGAUACAUCAAGAACAUUCACAACAACAGAAGAAUCGGAAACCCAAACCCAGUCAACAACACAGCCGCCAUCUUCAUUCGCACCUAACCCUACCUUAGCUCCCCAAGCACAAAAGGCAUCUGAUGAAACCAGCGCCAUUUGGAUCUCCGUGGCCGGCAUCUUCCUCAUGCUGUUCGUCAUUAUAUCCGCAAUCGGAGUCUAUCUAUACGUUAGCUGCCGAGAGAUAAGCCAAGUGGUUGCCAAAGAGUUGGACGACUAUUCAAGCCACAAUGGACAGCUUCCGAGUGCCGUUAAUUGUUACGUAACUCCACAGGUCCUGGCCGAUUUUCACCAGCAAAGACAGCUGCAGCAAACCAGGCAGAGCCGUACCCACAAACGACCGCGCGAAAGUAUGCUUUCAACGACCAGCGAUAACAGCAGCUACUUUGCCAACGUUAAACAGCGUUACACCAAGGAGCUUAUCACACCCAGCGCUAGCAGACCGUACUCGUUAGCCGAAGAAAUCAAGAAGACGAGGCUUAAGAAUAGGCUUAAUAAAUUUUAG